This is a messenger RNA of Mastomys coucha (southern multimammate mouse), 703 nucleotides long. RefSeq lists its product as uncharacterized. Lineage: Eukaryota; Metazoa; Chordata; Mammalia; Rodentia; Muridae. The annotation marks the transcript as partial. The record is from RefSeq and is a predicted model, not a curated record. The transcript has a single exon.
UGGCCGGGGCUCGACGGAGCUCCCGCGCCUGGCUCGGGCUUCCUUCCUCCUUCGGAGAAUGUCGCCCUUGGCGCCGCGCUCACCGGGGUCGGACACCGGCCGGGAUCGCAGCGCCGUCACCUCACCUCGCACAGCCCGGACCCCGCUCCGAGGACUGCGCUGGGAACAGCGCCGCCACGGCCACCACCACCGCCGCCGCCGCCGCCGCCGCCGCCGCCGCCGCCGCCGCCGCCGCCGCCACUACCACCGCCACCGCCACCGCGGACCCCUCCACUGGGCCGCUGCCGCCGAGAGGAGCCGCGCGCGCGGCCGCCGCGGCCACCUUUAUAGGCGCGGUCCCGGAGUUGCCCCGCCCCUCCGCGCCAGUCUCCGCCCUACUCAGGAACAGAGGAGGCGGGGCUUCCAGGGGCGUCGAGGGCCGCUGCAAAAAGAGCACGGCGGGGAAUGCAGAAUGCGGCUGCGCGCUCCCGCUUAAGGGGCGGAGCUUAACGGGGAGCGGAGUUGAGCUGCUCCGGGAGCGGGUUGGCGACUCCCAACGCGGCUGCGUACUUCGAGCUGGCAGGGGGAAGGGAAGACGCCGAGGGAAAUGGCGCGCGAAGCGUCAAGUGCGGCUGCGCGCUCCCACGGUGGGGCGGAGCGUGGAAAGAUACUCGAAUGCAGCAGCGUGACCUGGCCAGGGGUGGGGGUUGGGAUGGGAGCUGGG